UGCUAGGGUGGUAGUGCCUAACUCACACGCCGCGUCUGUUAGCCACCCAUUACCUCCACGCCUCAGCCGCUUCCUCGCUAUUAACAACACCAUGACAUACGUGGAGGCGGAGAGAGAACGGGAGGAGGGAGGAGGGAGGGAAAAUAAGCUAGGAGGGGCGCAGGAAGGGAGUCAAGUUUACAGGCGCGGAAGAAAACUGAGUCAUUUUAAGCUUCGUACGUCGGCGAUCCACACGUCUGUUGUCUCAGUGCAUAUUGUCUCGGCUUCCCAGAGCGCGCCACACGCUUCCCACGGAGGUUCCUGAGGCCUCCAAAGGGUCAUAAGGACGUAAUAAGGACUUGGCAGGAUUUUGCUGUUCAGAUUUUGUUUCGUUUCAAAGUUCUCCUGGUGCUUGUCAAGAUUUCCAGGUUCUUUAGACACUGGAUCUGACUCUUAUCCAGACUUCCAGCGCUUUGUCAACAUGUCCAGGUUGUAAAGAUGCUGGAAUUUUCUCUUAUCAAUACUUCAAGCAUCUAACAAUUCCAGUACUCAAGACUCCCAGGUAAAUGAGUCGCUGGAUCUGCCAUUUAUCCAGACUUCCAGCAUUUGAGGAUUCCAGUACUUCGUCAAGACUUCCAGUGAUUUGUUAAGAGAAAAGGGUCAGUCUUUCCGAGAACUUACAGCACUAGAAAAAAAAAAAGCAAAGAACCAGAUUCCAGAGUGUUUCAGAAAAUACUGGAUCUCUUUCUUUUUGGACAUGAUCGGGUCUUAUGGAAGUCUCCUCGAGUGAAUCAGUGAAACCAAUAAGAGAAAAGACUUCAGACGACCUUCCAUCUGCUGCCUCACAACCUUCACCUUCCUGGAAACCACACAGAAACCUCACAUUCCUAAAGGUUGCAAGAGGAAUCGAGGAACGUUCAAAGGCAGCUGUUAAAAUCUUCCCAAAGGCUUCCAGGCAGUAAAGAGACACCCUGAGGCUUCAAAACGUAUCACACCCAAGCUUCCAGUCUGUCACGAGGCCUUCCAGAGCUUCUUUCACCACAACAAGAAGGUUUCAUGUGACUUUUGAAGCUGACAAGAUUUCCAGGGGAAUUUGUCAGUUAAGCUUCGGUUCUUUCUACACAAGACGAUCCAUUUUGUAGAGAAAGAGAAUCCAGAGACAAGAAGUAGGAAUCCAGUGAACUUAAGAGAUUUCCAGGGAUAUUCCAGUAACUUUCGAGACCAAGUGAAGCACAGACGGAAAAAUGGCGUGGAAGAACAGUAGAAUAAUGCUGGUGGUGAUGGCGGUGGUGGUCUGCGCAGGCGAGGUCACAGCAGAAGGGCAGGGAAGAGCUUUUUCUUCCUUCUUCAGCUCAAAACUUGACGACCUGUACAAGCUGCGCCAGUCACUACUAGACGCCGCAGUGACCACUACAACCACCACAACAACCACACCCGCCACCACCACCACUACCACCACCACUACCACCACCACCACCACCGCCACCACCACCUACCCCUCCACCUUUGGCUGGUCAUCUCGAGGGGAAGGCAACUCAGCUUUCCAGGGACUUCUCAGCUUAACAGAGGACGUGGAUGACCUUCAGCUUGACCCGUCACCUGAGUCUAGGGCUGAUGACGGAGAGGCGGAGGGCUGGAACGACAAUAAUAUUUUACAGUCUGUCAUUUGGGCUUUACACAACUCCCUUCAGGUUCCAAAAGUAGGGGAUGAAGAGCCAGAAGACCAAUGGGUGAGGGUGAAAGGGAUUUAUGAGAACAUGAGGUCCAUCCUGCAGGAGAUGUACCAGACGGAAGACGACGACCCCACUCCAGGACUCCUUCUGCUGGACCGCCUGAUAUCCUUCGGGGACUACAUGCAUUUUCUAAGGGACGUGGUGAGUUCCUUCGAGUCUGACCUCCUGGAGUACCUGUCAGCGAAGUGGAGUGAUGUCAAGGCGUCCCUCAUCCACACACAUCCACUCCUGCGUGUCGUGUUGUCCUCCAGCGCAAAGGAGUUAGGCUGGAGUAUCCUAGCGGUGGUGCUGCGUCAGUUUGGAAGUGUCCUUCACCGGCAGGCAUUCACGCACAUCAGGGAAAUUGAGUUCGUGAUUGAGCUCAUGAGGUCCUCUGGAUUUAAAGAAGAAGAGGUGCGUGAAGUAUUCGGUCUCUUGGGCCUCCCUACGACGGCUCUUGAUGGCGAUGUGGCAGAGUCCAGACAGUUGGCUGGGUAUGGCGCCUACACACUUGACAAAUCAGGAGGGUAUGGCCACUCAGGAGGGUAUGGCGGUGGUGGAGGGUAUGGGCAAAUGGGAGGAGGAUAUGGGCACGUACAGAGCUUUGAUCCCUUCGUCCUCCUGGCUGGUCUGGCCUUUGCUACCUUCCUGGCGUACCUAAUCUACCGGCUCCUCUCCACCACUGCUACAACCGCAGGAGGGAGGGAUAUGCCUGAAAUGGCUUCGACUCUUGACCUGUCUGACGUGCCUGUGUUCAUGGGGAACCUGUACUCGUGGCUGGAGGGAACCAAGGGGCGGUACGAAUACGAAGCCAAGAGCCUCCAGGAUGAGGGGAGGAACCUGAGCUGGGCCGCCAAUCACCUGUGGGAGAGUUACAAGGUGGACAGACUCUCCCGCGGCUGCGUCAGGAGGUUCUUGUGUGACUAUGUGACCUCCGCCCGUGACCCCGCGACCUCCACAGCCGCCUCCGUGGAGAACCUCGCCCUAACCAGCCUCGCCCAGCUCUUCGGUGAGGAAAAGACAGCUGCCUUCCUGGACCACCUCUCCUCUGAUCUAGUGGAGGGCAGGAACGUCAGGUGUGAGGUCUUAGCGCCCAAGUGUGACGAUGAGGCUUACAGGAUGACGUCACGCCCCCUAGAUGCCGCUGACGGACUGCAGAACACGACGAAGAAGGCGCUGGUGGAGGAGUGAUGAUGGCUGUGUGUGUGUGUGUGUGUGUGUGUG
This is a messenger RNA of Scylla paramamosain (green mud crab), 2915 nucleotides long. RefSeq lists its product as uncharacterized. The transcript is spliced from 5 exons. The record is from RefSeq and is a predicted model, not a curated record. NCBI's taxonomy places the organism in Eukaryota, Metazoa, Arthropoda, Malacostraca, Decapoda, Portunidae. Bases 1224 to 2882 code for a protein of 552 amino acids.